AUGUCAGCUCCACUCUGAUGUGCGCUCGAGCCAAACAUUCAGAUUGACUUGAGUUUUGGUGAAAGUGCUAAAAUGUGUGCAAUGAUGCCGCUCUGCCAAAGUCUGCGCGGGUUUUUUACGGUUGUCUUGGACCUAAACAUGGAUUUGUUUUUGUAGAACUCAUGAGAGCAUACUCAGAGCGGCACUUAUUAAUGGACUCGUAUCUCCGCUAAUGAUGUCUAUGGGUUUCACGCCUGACAGUCUCAACGCGGCAGACCCCUCCAAGUCGGCCUUUCUGGAGUUUGGCCACGGACACCCGGCACACCAGCAACCAUCAGCCGGACUGUCCCAUAUCUACCCGGUUCACGGCCUACACGCCGCGGGGCACUCCCAGCACGACAGCCCGUUCCCCACCGGAGCGUCUUAUGGACGCUCUCUGGGCUACCCCUACCCCGGCACCGUCAACACUCACCCUCCAUCCGCUUACAUGCCCUACGCGCACGGCCACAGUCCCGGGAGCGGCCUGGGGCAUGGAAGGGCUCAGCUCGCAGAUCGGGACAAACCCACAACGGUGCCUGAGACCAGAGAUAUUCGUCUAAACGGCAAAGGGAAGAAAAUCCGGAAGCCUAGAACCAUUUAUUCAAGCCUCCAGCUGCAGGCUCUGCACCAGCGCUUCCAGCAGACCCAGUACCUGGCCCUACCGGAGCGCGCGGACCUGGCUGCCAAAUUGGGCCUUACGCAGACUCAGGUGAAAAUAUGGUUUCAGAAUAAGCGCUCCAAGUACAAAAAGAUUAUGAAACAUGGCAGCGGAUCAGAGGGCGAACAUCUCCACAGCACCGCCAACUCCAUUUCGCCCUGCUCGCCCGGUUUGCCACAGCUUUGGGAGGUCUCCAUGGCAAACAAAGGCGCCCAAAUGCACCCGAACAAUUAUAUGAACACUUUUGGUCACUGGUACCCAAACCACCACCCUCAUCACCAGGACGCAGUGCCCAGGCCCCAGAUGAUGUGAAUGGUUUUGAUUGGCUGCUUGGACGCGGAAGUAUCGGAACUCUACCUAACUUCAGUUAUUGUGUGUUUGAACAAUGUGUUUCACUGCGUUUAGAUUUUUGCCCAUCUUUAAAACGUGGCCAGCCAUCAAACGCCGUUAUUUUAUUCUUGUGAAAUGCCAAGUGUGGUUUUGCGUGUGUGCAGUUUACA
Messenger RNA from Boleophthalmus pectinirostris (great blue-spotted mudskipper), 1176 nucleotides. RefSeq names its product distal-less homeobox 4b (gene dlx4b). The transcript has 3 exons. Gene Ontology annotation, molecular function: DNA-binding transcription factor activity, RNA polymerase II-specific; RNA polymerase II cis-regulatory region sequence-specific DNA binding. NCBI's taxonomy places the organism in Eukaryota, Metazoa, Chordata, Actinopteri, Gobiiformes, Gobiidae. Gene Ontology annotation, biological process: embryo development; cell differentiation; negative regulation of transcription by RNA polymerase II. The record is from RefSeq and is a predicted model, not a curated record. The coding region runs from base 212 to 988 and encodes 258 amino acids.